Cavia porcellus (domestic guinea pig) is the source of this 863-nucleotide messenger RNA. It is a transcript of the gene Dynlt2, whose product is annotated as dynein light chain Tctex-type 2. The transcript is spliced from 4 exons. The record is from RefSeq and is a predicted model, not a curated record. NCBI's taxonomy places the organism in Eukaryota, Metazoa, Chordata, Mammalia, Rodentia, Caviidae. Gene Ontology annotation, molecular function: dynein intermediate chain binding. Gene Ontology annotation, biological process: microtubule-based movement. The coding region runs from base 122 to 712 and encodes 196 amino acids. Gene Ontology annotation, cellular component: cytoplasmic dynein complex; cytoplasm.
ACGGCGUCACUUCCGGCGGUGCGCGUCAUGGCCGCCGCAUUAUAGGUUUAGCCGAAGAUUUAUGAGGUGUUUGGCCGUGGACAGAAAGUAGUCUUAGCGGCUUACUGCUAAGCCGAACGAGAUGGACAAGCGAGGCCGAGGCCAGAAACCGGCCACGACCCAGGCCCUUCAGCCGCAGCCGCAGUCAGUGGGGUUUAAGAAAGAGAGGAGGCCUAGCAUGUUCGAGAAGGAGUCAUAUGCACAGAUCUUAAGAGAAAGACUAAGAGAGUCAAUUCAUGAUGUUCAGUAUGUAGAACCUCCGUUUGAUGACUCAAUUGCUGACAUAGGUAAAGAAUGGAAGAGUGCCCUGUCAAAAUUAAAGUUUGCUAAUUCAUAUAGAAUGGAACCUCUGAAGAAAUUUCAAGCUCAUUCAGUAGAAACUAAAGUCCAGCAGAUAUUAAAGGAAAGUCUAAAAGAUGUCAAAUAUGAGGAUAAAGGCUUAUCUCACUUGGCAUUUCAGUUGGCAGACCAAAUGCUUUCAGUUGUCAAAGAAUUUGGGUAUCACCGUUAUAAAUUGAUUGUAAAAGUAUUAUUUAUUCAAAAGACUGGUCAAGCAAUAAAUGUUGCCAGCAGAUGGAUCUGGGACGUUGCAUGGGACAACUGGGUAGAAGCGAAACAUGAAACUGAAUCUUACGUGGCAUUGGUCUUGGUAUUUGCUGUUUACUGUGAAUAGCUUGAUGCAUAUACUAUGCACUGUUUACUUCCUAGCUUUCUAAAAAUAAAUGUCUACAUUUAUGAACCUCAUAAUUCUGAUUAGCUACAGUCUUAUCUCAAAUUGAGGCCUUUUAAUUGUAUGAACAACAAAUAAGCAAAAGCUACAUUUU